CAUUGACGUUGCCAUAACAGCACAAAACAAAGCAGGUGUUGCGCCUUGGUGCUCACGAAUAUAUGGGCGGUUGUAUGUAAAUGACAAAGACACAACAAUGACGAUGGGAGACACAGCGAUUAUGGACAUCAUCAGGUUGGCCCAGAACGGACAGAACCUGUACACACAAGGCAAUGCCAGAGGCGCCCUGGAGGAAUUCAAGAAAGCGCAUGAACUUGCCGUGCAGACAGACUCCAUCUCGGUCAAAGAGACAUGCAUCUACAAUCUGGCCACUGCCUACGCUGCAAACAGAAAUGGAAAAAGAGCGCUUGAGUAUUUACAGAAAUUAAGUAAGGGCUAUCUUGACACUUUAAAUGAAGGUGAACUGUCUUUUAUUCACGGAUUGGCUGAACACCAUACUGGAAAACAGUCCAAAACCGUUUUCUUCUACAAGAAAGCUUUGGAUCAGUUAAACUUGUUGCAAAGUAAUAUGAAUGUGUCAUUAAAGAAGUACAUUCUGGAACAGUUGUGCGACUUUGAGAAGGACAACCUCGAAGCGUUAAUAGACUACAAGCAGCAGUUGUCGAGCGUGUACGCGUAUCUGAAGUCCCCCCUGAAGCAGCUGCAGAUGCUGUGUGAUAUUGCCUAUCUUCUGUUUGAAGUCAGCAACACCGAUGAGGCAUACACUGCUGCUGACGAGUGCCUCAUGGUGGUCCAACAGUUUGGCAGGAGGACAGUUACGUACAAGGGAGGAUACGACCGUGAAAUAAGGGAGACAACUAAGAAGGUUCUGGAAUUAGCUGACUCAGCACAAACUUCACAAUACCUGGUGCCCAUCCUGAAUGAGAUUGGCCUGUUGUUCACCCAGCUGAGAGAGAUGGAUAGAGCGCUUGACUGCUUCAAACAGGCUUGGCACAUGCUGCCCUACGCUGACAACAAUGUCCGGAGGAACGAGGCUGUCCUCCUCCAGAACAUUGGUGCUGUGCACAACUUCAAGUCUGUGGACAACAGACAAGCAGCACUGACAGCUUUAAAGUUCCAUGAAGAAGCUAUUGACAAAUAUGGCAGACAGAAGAGUUACAAGGCUCAAGGCCAUUGUCAUGUAAACAAGGCAUAUGCUGCCAGUAUAAACAAGGACAUCAGUGGGGCCCAAGAGGCAUAUCUGCUGGCUCUCACCACUGCCAAAGCUGAAGGUGAUAUCCGGACACAGUGGCAAUCUCUGGAAGGUCUCGGAGCAGUUGCCUGCCACUACAGGGAUGUGGGAAAGGCUCAGAAAUGCUACAAGGAAGCUCUUGAGCUGGUUCACAAAGACGACAAAGAUAUUUCCCAAACCAGUGCCUGUGAACGGAUCUUGGAGAAGCUGCUCACACUCAAGAGAGGAGGAUCGACACUGCAAGGAGGUCUUGCUACAGGAAGCGGACUUGGCACAUCGACCUUGAUAAACACUCUUCGUGGAUCAAGGUCAAUAGAGUGGGAAGAAUUUUCCGGGAAUCUUACGAAAAGGGAAAAAAGAGAGCUACAAGUCAGAAGGUCUGGCUCGCUGAGACAGUUUCCCAAAGUUGCCUAUGGUCUGGCUGCUGGUACACCUGAUCUCACACUUGGAAGCAGGGAUGAUUCUGAUGACUCUUCGACAUCGACAUCGUCUUCAUCAUCGACAUCGUCAUCCUCCUCCUCAGCUGUAGGCUCGGUUCCAAUGUCACGCUACCCAUACUCAAAAGUUGCUCGGCCAAAACAAGCUGAUGUUGAAAAGAAGGUCAUCAUACGAAGAAUGAGCAGUAAGCGACCAACCUCCCGAGGAUCUUCUGACGCUGCACGACGUAGCAGCGAUCGUGGUCUACGCACAACUCUGCUGGAUGUGGGAUUGUCAACAGAAGAGGAGCAGGAACAAGCUGCUGUACGGAAAGCUAUGAGGCAACUGAGUAGGAAUGAUUUUGAUGGUGCAGAUUCACUUGAUGAAACAAAGACGCCUAGAACACCCAGGGCACCUCAAGUAAAUGGACAUCGCCACGCUGACAAAAAAGAGGAUGAAAGUGAUGAGGAAGACGAUGGCGAGAAGGAGAAGAAAGAACAAAAUAAACGUCCCUCCUCCAGUGGCCUGGAACAUACACCCAAAACAGCCAUGAAGAGAGAGGAAUUCAGUUUGUCACACACCAAGAGUCUGAGGUUUAAGACACCACCUGUGGACAGUUCAGAUGAUGAUGAUGAUGACCAACGAAAAGUCAACCACAGAGAACAGGUCAAGGCCGAUGUCCACCAUGAGAAGUAUCCACACAGCGAUGAAGGCCAAGAGUCGGACUCUGUGGAGUCGGAUUCUGUGGAGUCAGAGGACACAGACACAUAUUCUGAUGGGGAUCUCAGCCACGAGGAGACAGAAAUAGGGAACAUACCUCCACCUGUUCCCACUCAGUCCCCACCAGUCAGCCCUAACAACACAUAUGAGACACCAGUGGGUCCGGCCAUGCAGGAGAAUUCAUUGUACCAGGAUGACAGACUUCGGGAGUCAACAGGGCACUAUGCUGAAAUUGACUUUGAAAAUUCUGCCCCUGAAUUUCGACAAGGUGAGAUGACCAACACUGUUGCUGAAUUCCAGAAUAAAAUGCGCCGAGGACCUAACUUCUUCUACAGUUCAGAUGAAAUUGAGGCUGAGAAAGCUGUGUUUGAACCCAGGAAAACAAACGUUCCUGCAUCUGAGAGGCCUGGAGGGGAGACAAGUCGAAGCGAUGCUACAGUGUAUGAGACCAUCAGACCCCCUGACUCCGACCGGAAUGGGCAAGUGAACAAUGCAGCCCCAUCAGACACACAGGAAGGUGGUGGAGCAGCUCCUUCAGAAAGAUAUUCCGGAGAUGAGAGUGAGGAGGAUGCAGACCGUGGACUGUCUAGAGCAGAAAGAGAGCAGCAGAUGCUGAAGUACCACCAUCAGUUCAGGCAGGAUGAAGGGGAGCCACACGGGGAGCCACACGGGGAGCCUCCGGUGGAGCCGGAACAGGAACAGGAACAGGAAAACGAAGAGACACAGAAAAAGAGAUCCAAAAUGUGUGUCAUCUCGUGAUGCGGAUGUCCAAGUGUUCACCGUGAUGCUGAUAGUGCUGCAAAAUAUCACCUGCCUAGAGAAUAUGGAUAGAGGACCUGUGAUAAUAUAUGAUGAGAUCAUUUUUGAUAUGAAGAAAAUGUGAUAUUAUGCUUUAUAAAGGCUGUCGCCAUGAUAAUAUUAGAGUCUAUUUUAAUUUAUCAGUGUUAUGAUAUAUAUGACAUGACUAUAUAUAUAUAUAUGUGUGUGUGUGUAUCAUAUUCAAUGAUAGAGCAUGGGUAGCCUUGUGUUCUAAGCCACCACAAUUUGCGGUGCAGAGUUGCUUACCUUAGUUGCAAGGAUCUGCUGAUCUGUACUUCAACUUUGGUAAUUCUCAUAGUUUUGUGGAACUGAGCCAAACAGUGUUGUACAAAGUGAUCACAAUGACCACAGGUGUAUCAUGUGAUGUAUGCAGUGAUUGUGAACCUGAUUCCCAGUCAGAGCCAACAGAGGCUAAGUAUUGGUAAAAUAAUGUCAGCAGAACUCAUUGUUAUUACUUUAACUACACUGUAACUCUUCGCAUAUUCAAAGCAAAUGGAAUUGGUUUCUACAUUCAACACAUGACUGUUGUAUGGAGGGCUAUUUCAUAGACUUCCAAGUUGGAAGUUCCAACAUGAUGUGGCAUUUACCUUGUUCCACUCUGCUCACACAAGAUCUCGUGACUUUUUAAUUUUUUCUGUUAUCUAUGUUUUUUUUAUUAGUCUGGUUAGCUAGUGAAUGUUAGUUAAAGGGGCACUGAUCUAACGCAAUUCCCCGGACUGGUUGCUGCCUUUGUUAUUGUUUUUUCCCAGUGAGUACCCGGAUGAUACGCAACGCAACUGAGCGUGACCAGAGACUGG
Messenger RNA from Haliotis rufescens (red abalone), 3885 nucleotides. RefSeq lists its product as uncharacterized. The transcript is spliced from 15 exons. Gene Ontology annotation, molecular function: protein binding. The record is from RefSeq and is a predicted model, not a curated record. Lineage: Eukaryota; Metazoa; Mollusca; Gastropoda; Lepetellida; Haliotidae. Bases 98 to 3028 code for a protein of 976 amino acids.